AUGGGGAGAAAGGUGGGUGAAAGAAUAAAGGAAAGGGGCCCAGUUGGUUGCAAAACGAGGGGCACCCACGUCGGACUAAGGGUUGGAGGCAUAGAGAUGCCUCGAGAAUGUGGUCCUUUUGCUUUGGUGAUUGGGCACUUGAAACAGGAAAGUUCCUUGAUUUUGAAGCGAAAUAUUUGUCAACCCGGAAAGCAAAACUUUGCAAAAAGGAAGAAGGAAUAUAGAACUU
Messenger RNA from Sphenostylis stenocarpa, 229 nucleotides. Lineage: Eukaryota; Viridiplantae; Streptophyta; Magnoliopsida; Fabales; Fabaceae. The record is from the annotation of a GenBank genome assembly.